UACUUGUCCCUCGUGCUUAGCGCUAACAGAGAGCUCUUGAUCGAGAUCGAUCGUCAUAACUACGCUCGAUCAUAGUCGUGGGAUCGCCUUCGGAUCGAGCUACCAAGUCCUUCCCGCGUCUGCAACCCGCGUGUCCUUGUCGCUGUCCAUGGGGUUAGCUUCCAUUUUUUUUUACCCUGUUUGUGUAUAAUACAAGAGCGUCGCCCGGCCCCCUCUCGGGACUUUCUUGAUUUGACUUGAUAUUUCCAUCAGCCUAAACUUCUCGCCCUCGAACAGGUGUGGCUUUCGUUAAGAAACUCAAACUCUAAAGCAUUCAGCUCAAGUUAAAUCACCAAAUAUAAAGCAUUCAUAAGAAUACCUGUUAGGCGCCGACUCUCAGAACAUACAUUUAUCCUUCAAGUCACCUUGAGAAUACUUCUGCAUCUCCCAUUCACAUAUGCCAACUGCGUUGCGUUCUCCAUUCGACGAUAUCGGUUUGAGAGCAUCUUGAUCUAGGUUUGUAACAGCGUUCAACAAUCAAAGCUGUCAGCCUAUCGGCGUUCCACCACUCUGAAAUCGUUGGUCACUUGUCAAACAAUUGCCAAAGUCAAUUGCCUAGCGUCAAAAUGCCCAAAAGAUCUCUUGAUGCCGCGAACAUGGCCGGCCCAAUCAAGCCUGCCCCAACCCGAAAGACUGAGCGAUCCCAUGAAGAAAACCAAGAGCGAGCGUAUAUUGCAGCCUCAAGGCGAGCAGAUCGAAGCCUCGAAGCCCGUGUUCAGUCGGCCAGGAUGGCCAGCGAGAUCCACAAGAAACGAACUGGCAAGGCCUUCCGAAUCACUGAGGAGAUUGUUAUGAAGGAGGAGAUGUACGAGGAAGAGGAUGAUGAAUUCCCUCGAUCAUACCGGAUUCUCAAGCAGAACAUGCAAACGGACAACCCCGCCUUCAAUGCUAGAGUGGACGCAUAUCUCAUUAACCGUGUGGCCAUGUCACAAAUGAUCUCGGCCACUGAGAGCGACUGGCGCAAUAACGAAAUCAAUAUGGAAUUUGCGAGAAUGUUCCCUCGGGCUGAGCAACAAGCCCAAUCUCUUUCCCACAGAUACUCCGCACCAGGCUAUUCGGCACUUCACACACAAAACAACACCAUCUCGACCCCCAUGGAGCAGCAUUUUGAGCCAAACUUCCAGCCUAUCAACUAUGGCCAACAGUGUAACAAUAGGCAUGGCGAUCGAAGCCUUUCCAUGUCAGGCCCUAUUUCAGAGUCAAGAAACGAUACAGCCAUGUCGCCAUCAGCUCUCACACCAGUUUCAGGGUCCCAUCCCGAGACGCCCCAACCUCGUUGCACAUCAUCCUUUGCAAACGUACAGCCGCCUCCCAUCAUGGAAUACAAUUCAGACAGCUCAGUUUUCACAGCAGAGCUACCGCCUGAGGCCAAGCUGUUGAUGGGUGGGGGCAUGAACGACACUUUCAGCUCUGCCCUUUAUCCUGAACCUCACAACUGGGGGGUUCCUCAAUCUUAUCCUUACAGCGGCGAUUCCAAGUAUAUUAAGGAGGAAGACACUGGCCUCGGCGUCGCUGGCGAGAGUUAUCCUGAGCUAUCGGAAACGCUACCAUGGGAUCGCUUCGAUCCCGGCACACCCACCAAAACCUUCGGCGACCAAGAGCCCGCUUGGGACUAUUUUCUCAACGAAAAUUGGGGCAACGACCAGCAGCAGCAAUAAACCAAGUUGCCGAUUGAUAUAUUUUUUUCUUUUUAGUUUUGAUUUCCAUGAUACUCUUAUUAGCGAUACAGCAGCAGUGCUUGCCAAAUCCAAAAACAGCACUGUACACCUGGCUCUUUUUUAAACAGCCUUAUCUGAUAUGCAUGGCGCUCGAGGGAUGGAUAUUGAAUGCUUGUACGUGGCAUGAAAACGGACGAGGUGGCUCACCUGCAUUUGUUAGAAUUGCAAAAGGCUUGCGCCAGGAGUUUUGCACACUGAUCUGGACUUGUUAUUUAUCACUACGGAAUACUUGUUGUAUAUACAUAUAACAACAUAAUUACAGAUGAGGUUCUGUUUAAGCAGAUUUAUCCACCGUUUCCUGGUUGAAUUAUCUUCUGACUAUUAUAUGGUACGCUAGUUUGUACGUGUGAUAUGAACUCUGUUACUGGGAGUGUUAUAUCUAAUAAAGAGUGUUAUUUAGCGAGUUUCAUCCUGCCUCGGUGUGUCAAGAACAAAUGUUAAGGUUUGGCCGGGGAUCAGGAGUGAAGAGACGAUUGGUGC
Molecule: messenger RNA, 2237 nt
Organism: Fusarium odoratissimum NRRL 54006
Lineage: Eukaryota; Fungi; Ascomycota; Sordariomycetes; Hypocreales; Nectriaceae
Exons: 2
Coding region: 606-1697 (363 amino acids)
Source: RefSeq, a predicted model, not a curated record